Molecule: messenger RNA, 915 nt
Organism: Diatraea saccharalis (sugarcane borer)
Lineage: Eukaryota; Metazoa; Arthropoda; Insecta; Lepidoptera; Crambidae
Source: the annotation of a GenBank genome assembly
AUGGCUCACGAUAUUGCUUUCAUUGUUGCAGAAUGUGCGAUACGACUGCGGGCCGUCCGAAAUGGAAGAGUUCAUUCGGGACACCUUCCAAGGACGCACGGUUGCCGUCUUCUCGUACCCCAACCUUCAUCAAAAAACGCAAUGCUCAUCGAACUCCACAAACUUAACGUUCCCUGCGCAGCAGGAUUUAUACGAUUCGCGCCGAACACACCCCCGCUGUGUGGGAAACUUGAGCAAAUUCCUUAUCCGAACAAAAGGUUCAUGUACUCAUCUACCUCAAAAAACCCCACUCUUGAGCUCCACGGCCGACCCACGUUCGCCGCGACCUACCGUCUAGUAGACCACUGCCAUGACGUUCUACUGACGGCUAGAAACGGCUCGUUCGAAGUCGGACCUUCCAUCAAACUCUUAUGCUCCUACAAAAUUCACUUGCCUUACGGAAAUCGUGUAGCUCUACGACUCCAAAUGGGAACGGGACCAAUGUGGGUUAAAGAAAAUGAUAUAUCUAAUAUAAUUCACGAGGACGUACUCGCUUUAUGUAAAGGAAUGGAACUGGCAUUAGAAGAUGGGGAUUCUAGAUGGAAGCACUGUUCGCAGCCAGGCGAUCCCUUAAGGAGCGUACAAAUCAUAUCCGAAGGAAACUCUGUCCGUCUGAAUAUAAGUAUCUUAGCUAAGAAGAAUUCUUCUGCGAUGUGGUUGAAGUUGUGGUGGAUGGAUAAACCUAUUAAGGAGGUGGUCGGACACUGUGAUUACGGUUGGGUCUUGUCUGGUGAUUUUUGUAUAACUGCUGUGAGAGAAACCAAGAGGGCAUGGAGACAAGCGGAAGCUGAAUGUGUUCGACUAGGAGGACAUCUUGCAAGCAUUCUCACAGAUAGACAACAACAGAUAAUGGACAAAAUGUUAAUACACGCGUAA